AUGGACUCGGAAUCCGCCGCCUUGCAUUUCAUCUCCCCCGGGGCCCUGUCGAAUGAGAGCGUCUUUGACGAAUAUGCUGCAGACCCGCGAUUCCAACGGCUGCAGACAGAGCUGCGAUCGUGGCUGUUCGUGGGGGCGCGGAGCGGUGGCACGACCAGAGCGCACAGUCUGACUGCGGAGGAAGAAGACGCACUGACGGACCGGACGAAGCCAGGCCACCACUACUUCGGCGAACAGGUCUUCAACUCUGCUCAGGAAAUCCCAGUGGAGAGAAAACUGAAGUACCUCAAGGUUUGGAUCACCGACUGCGCGCCAUGGCUGGAUAUGUUCGAUCAAGAGCGGCAUUUUGGUCUACAGGUGCCCAUUCUCGCCCAAGGCUCCUCCGCCGUCUUCCACGCUCUCCUCGCGGUUGGAGCAAGGACCGCAGAACGACAAGGUAACAUAGCGGGCUUCCGCGACAGCCUCGGACUCUACUCUCAGGCGAUCGCUUCGUUGACAUCCUCCUUGAACACCAAAGAACCGAACGUGGUUGUGGCUGCCUGUCUUCUUUGCGUUUUGGAGAUGAUGAGCGUCAGUCCCCGUGACUGGAGGAAACACGUUGAAGGCUGUGCGGCUUUGUUUGUCGCCUCGGGCAUCAAUGGUUUCUCCGGGGGUCUUCUCCAAGCCGUUUUCUGGUGCUAUGCUCGGAUGGAUCUCUGUGGUGCGAUCAUUGCAGACGGAGCCGAAAGCACCGUUAUGCCCAUUGAUAAAUGGGCCUUACUGUCAACAAUUCCUGCUUCGCGUCCAGACAUGCUACAUGAGAUCAAAGCUAUCUUCCGGGAACAAGGUCUACGAGUGCCUGACAUGUAUGCGAACUACGCUGUGUACCUGUGCGCGAGGACCUGUGACCUGCUGUCCCGCCACAUCCGCUGCGUCGAGCUUGGUGAGGAAAACGGAUGCACCGGAGAAUCGUUUGAAGGCGAAUGGAACGAUGUCUGGACAGACUUACAGGAGUGGUUGUCAGAAAGACCACAGGCAAUGCUGCCCGUGGACAUUGAGGCGGCCAGCGCAGAAAAAGCACCAUUCCCACAUAUCUUCUUUGCGCACUGGGCUGCCAUAUCCAGUAACCAACUCUACCACACCGCAUGCAUUCUCUUACUCGACAUCAAGCCAACCACCGAGACCGAGAUCUAUCGAGGUACCUACUACUCGCGUUUAUGGCAUGCCCGAAGGAUCGUUGGCAUAUCGUUGACCAAUCCUCAUGCGGGGUGUAUCAACAACGCGAUUCAGCCAUUAUACGUCGCAGGGAAGCUUUUCACGCACCCCGACGAACAGAAUAUCAUCGUCAACUUGAUCGACUCAAUCGAAGCUCGAACCGGUUGGGGUUCCCGGUGGAGGAUCAAAGACCUCAAGGCUGCAUGGGGUUAUCCACGCGGAGCGUGA
Cladophialophora immunda is the source of this 1422-nucleotide messenger RNA. RefSeq lists its product as uncharacterized. Bases 1 to 1422 code for a protein of 473 amino acids. The transcript has a single exon. The record is from RefSeq and is a predicted model, not a curated record. Gene Ontology annotation, biological process: positive regulation of transcription by RNA polymerase II. Gene Ontology annotation, cellular component: nucleus. Lineage: Eukaryota; Fungi; Ascomycota; Eurotiomycetes; Chaetothyriales; Herpotrichiellaceae. Gene Ontology annotation, molecular function: DNA-binding transcription factor activity; transcription cis-regulatory region binding.